Serinus canaria (Common canary) is the source of this 11588-nucleotide messenger RNA. It is a transcript of the gene HECW2, whose product is annotated as HECT, C2 and WW domain containing E3 ubiquitin protein ligase 2. Bases 518 to 4978 code for a protein of 1486 amino acids. The record is from RefSeq and is a predicted model, not a curated record. The transcript is spliced from 28 exons. Gene Ontology annotation, biological process: regulation of dendrite morphogenesis. Gene Ontology annotation, molecular function: ubiquitin-protein transferase activity; protein binding. Lineage: Eukaryota; Metazoa; Chordata; Aves; Passeriformes; Fringillidae.
CCUCCUGUUUACAUCAGCCCGCCCGUGCUGCGGGGCCGUGGCCAUGCUGAGGAAUCCUCCCAUGGACAAGGCAAGGAAGGAAGUGGAGGGAGGAUGGGGCUUCGGCAUCCUGUACCCUUCGGAGGGGAGUGGCCGCAAAUAGCGGAGCCUGAAGGACGUGACACCUUCUGUGCUUUAGCACGGGCUGCUUGAGCCCAGGAGAACCUUGAAUAAAGGAGAAAAGGUAGACGAUAGCGUGGAACUGCUGCGGAGCUGGAGAACAUCCUUCUAAAAGCCUUUCCUUCAAGUGACAGGAGGAAGGGAGAGGACAGACGUGCCUCGUGGAGCUGAGGUUAUGCUGCAGGGCUAACACACAGCUAAAGCCUGCAAACUGGAGCUGCAUGGGCUGGGUCCAGAAGGCAACUUCUGUUGGAAGCACUGGUUGUGAUUGAGAACAAGGAUGCUGUUUUCAAUAUCCGUCCUCUAAAACGUUACUGGUUUUUAUUCUUCAGUUUGUUAAUUGGGCUCUGAUGGAGGAAUGCAGUUUAGGAUCCACAGGCAUCCUUUGGAAUGGCCAGAUGAGAACUCUCCAGCCAAUUUCUGGGAUUCCAAGAAUCGGGGAGUGACUGGCACGCAAAAAGGACAAAUUGUGUGGCGAAUUGAGCCUGGCCCCUACUUUAUGGAAUCUGAAAUAAAGAUCUGUUUUAAAUACUACCAUGGUGUUAGUGGAGCCCUCAGAGCUACUACUCCAUGUAUCACUGUGAAAAACCCUGCUGUGAUGAUGGGAGUAGAAGGCACGGAUGAAGGUGCUUCUGGAGCUCAGCACUCUAGGAAGUUGGUCAGCUUUACCCUAUCAGAUAUCAGAGCAGCUGGACUUAAAAAAGGCAUGUUCUUCAACCCUGAUCCUUAUCUAAAGAUGUCCAUUCAGCCAGGCAAGAAGAGUACAUUUCCUACGUUUGCUCACCAUGGCCAGGAAAGAAGGUCGACUAUCAUCAGUAACACAACUAAUCCUGUUUGGCACAGAGAGAAAUAUUCUUUUGUUGCACUUCUAACAGAUGUCCUGGAAAUUGAGGUUAAAGACAAAUUUGCCAAGAGUCGUCCGAUCAUCAAGCGCUUCCUUGGGAAGUUAACCAUCCCUGUUCAGAGACUUUUGGAGAGACAUGCAAUUGGCGACCAGGUUCUCAGCUAUAAUCUUGGCAGAAGGCUCCCUGCUGAUCAUGUUAGUGGGUAUCUCCAAUUCAAAGUGGAAAUCACAUCUUCUGUUCAUGAAGACGCUUCACCAGAAACAGUUGGGACUUUGCUAGGAACCAACUCUGUAAAUGGAGACCUGGGGAGCCCCUCUGAUGAUGAGGACAUGCCAGCAGGACAUCACGAUACAUCCACGGUGUGUUCCAAUGGCCCAGUCUUUGAGGAAUCUUCUGGAGACACAAUCCUGAGACAUUCUCUAAGGACUAGUAGGACUCUGGAGACAGACCAGGAUGAGCUGACCUCUGGUGGUUCAAGAUCAUCCCCUCCCAGAGGUCGCCAGGACUCACUAAAUGACUAUCUUGAUGCAAUAGAACACAAUAACCAUCCCAGGCCAGGAACAUCUGCCUGUGGUGACCGUCCACGAGGAGCCUCCCCAAAACUGAGGAGUAGCUUCCCUACAGACACAAGACUUAAUGCUAUGCUUCACAUUGACUCAGAUGAAGAGGAGCACGAGCUGCAUCAAGACCUGGGUUUUCCAUCUUCUUUGGAAGAUGAUGGUGGCUUAGUAAUGCUUAAUGGUGCUACCAGAAACGUUGAAAGAAAUGAAGUAAGUUCCUCAUCAGAUCAGGUAAUGCCGGGGCCUGCAGAGAGUGAAAGGGUUUCAGCCUCUGAUGCUCCUUUGCCAUCAGCUGAUGACCAGCAAGAUUCUCCCCCAGCGCUUCCACCUCCAGAGGAAGGAGGCGAAAGCCUGCAGGGCUCCCAGGCCGAAGCCGCAGCAGAGCAGGCUGGCAGCGAGUCCGCCGCCCCUCCGGAGGCCGAGCAGCCUCCCGGCAGUGCGGACCCGGCAGCUGCUGAAGCCGCAGGUGGGAGCAGAAGGGGCGUCAGCGAGACGGAGUCCAUCGACCAAGGCUCGGAGCCUUCGCAGCUGUCGUCGGAGACGGAGCAGAGCGACCCCGCUCGCACCGAGAGCGUCAGCGAGGCCAGCACCCGGCCCGAGGGCGAGAGCGACGCCGAGGGCGCCGACAGCUCCUGCAACGAGAGCGCGACGGUGCGGCGCUCCUCCGUGGAGAUGCGCUGCUCCUCCUGCGAGAGCGCCCGCUUCCCCGAGACUCCGGCCUUCUCUCCCCAGGAGGAGGAGGAGGAGGGAGCCUGUGCCCCCGAGGCAGCUGCGGCUGCGGCGGAGCCGGGGAACGAAGCGCAGGAGCCUGCGGGCGCUGCCGGUUCUCUGCCUGCGGUGCAGUUACCUCAGGAGGAGGCGCAGGAGGCCGAGGCAGGUGAACUGCAAGACCGAGAGGAAGCAGAAGAAAUCUGGCAGAGAAGAAGAAGCCUGCAGGCAGCAGCUGCCCAGAGCCAGUCUCAGGAUGAGGAAGUUGAGGGAGCGCAGGCAGCUUGUGAGGGUGCCACAGCACAGCUUGAAGGAGCUACUGGAGGUUCUCCAGCCAAUGGCCACCAGCCCCUGAGGUCCCUGCCUUCGGUGCGUCAGGACGUCAGCCGGUACCAGAGAGUGGACGAGGCUCUGCCACCAAACUGGGAGGCUCGCAUUGACAGCCACGGGCGGAUUUUUUACGUGGACCACGUGAACAGGACAACAACAUGGCAGCGCCCCACGGCUCCCCCAGCCCCCCAGAUCCUGCAGAGAUCCAACUCCAUACAGCAGAUGGAGCAGCUCAAUCGCCGGUACCAGAGCAUCCGAAGAACAAUGACAAAUGACAGGCCUGAAGAGCACACAAAUGCUGUGGAUGGAGCUGCAGAGGAAGCUGAAUUUCACCAUUCUAAUUCAGAUUUUCGAAGAGAGAAUGUGCUGCCUCACUCUACCUCCAGAUCCAGACUUACUUUAUUGCUCCAGUCUCCCCCUGUGAAAUUCCUUAUCAGCCCAGAGUUCUUUACAGUGCUGCAUUCUAACCCUAGUGCCUACCGCAUGUUUACAAACAACACGUGUCUGAAGCACAUGAUCACCAAAGUCCGGCGCGACACCCACCACUUCGAGCGCUACCAGCACAACCGGGAUUUGGUGGGCUUCCUCAACAUGUUUGCCAACAAACAGCUGGAGCUGCCCAGGGGCUGGGAGAUGAAACACGACCAUCAGGGCAAGGCUUUCUUUGUGGACCACAACUCGCGCACCACGACGUUCAUCGACCCGCGGCUGCCCCUGCAGAGCUGCCGGCCCACCAGCGCCCUGGUCCAUCGGCAGCACCUGACUCGGCAGCGCAGCCACAGUGCUGGGGAGGUCGGAGAGGACUCCCGCCAUUCAGGACCCCCUGUUUUGCCAAGACCAUCCAGCACAUUUAACACAGUCAGCAGAGCUCAGUACCAGGAUGUGGUUCCAGUGGCUUACAAUGACAAGAUAGUUGCAUUUCUGCGGCAGCCCAAUAUCUUUGAAAUUCUACAAGAGCGCCAGCCAGAUCUUACCAGGAAUCAUUCACUCAGGGAGAAGAUCCAGUUCAUCCGGACCGAGGGAACACCUGGGCUGGUGCGUUUAUCCAGUGAUGCAGACCUUGUCAUGUUACUCAGCUUGUUUGAGGAGGAAAUCAUGUCAUAUGUGCCGCCACAUGCCUUACUUCACCCCAGCUAUUGCCAGUCCCCGCGAGGCUCGCCGGUGUCUUCACCUCAGAACUCUCCAGGUACUCAGCGUGCCAAUGCCCGAGCUCCAGCUCCCUACAAAAGAGACUUUGAAGCCAAGCUGAGGAACUUCUACAGGAAGUUGGAGACUAAAGGAUAUGGACAAGGCCCAGGGAAAUUGAAAUUAAUCAUCAGGAGAGAUCACUUGUUAGAAGAUGCCUUUAACCAGAUCAUGGGCUACUCAAGAAAAGACCUGCAGAGAAAUAAACUCUAUGUCACGUUCGUUGGGGAAGAAGGGUUGGACUACAGUGGACCAUCAAGAGAGUUUUUUUUCCUGGUGUCCAGGGAGCUCUUCAAUCCAUAUUAUGGUCUGUUUGAAUAUUCAGCCAAUGAUACCUACACAGUACAAAUAAGUCCCAUGUCUGCUUUUGUGGACAAUCACCAUGAGUGGUUCAGGUUUAGUGGUCGAAUUCUUGGUCUUGCUCUGAUCCAUCAGUAUUUGCUGGAUGCCUUUUUUACAAGACCCUUUUAUAAAGCCCUCCUCCGAAUACUCUGUGACCUGAGUGACCUGGAAUAUUUGGAUGAAGAGUUUCACCAGAGUUUGCAGUGGAUGAAAGACAAUGACAUACACGAUAUCCUAGAUCUCACCUUUACUGUAAAUGAAGAAGUUUUUGGGCAGAUCACAGAACGGGAACUAAAACCAGGAGGUGCCAAUAUCCCAGUCACUGAAAAGAACAAGAAAGAAUACAUAGAGAGAAUGGUGAAAUGGAGAAUUGAGAGAGGAGUUGUACAACAAACAGAAAGUCUAGUUCGUGGUUUCUAUGAGGUGGUUGAUGCAAGACUGGUGUCUGUAUUUGAUGCCAGAGAACUGGAACUGGUUAUAGCUGGAACAGCAGAAAUUGACUUGAGUGAUUGGAGAAACAAUACCGAGUACAGAGGAGGCUAUCAUGACAAUCACAUUGUAAUUCGGUGGUUCUGGGCUGCUGUGGAAAGGUUCAACAAUGAACAACGUCUAAGACUUUUACAGUUUGUCACAGGCACGUCCAGCAUUCCCUACGAAGGCUUUGCCUCUCUCCGCGGCAGCAACGGGCCCAGGCGCUUCUGCGUGGAGAAGUGGGGGAAGAUCACUGCUCUUCCAAGGGCUCACACUUGUUUCAAUCGUCUGGACCUUCCCCCUUACCCAUCAUUCUCUAUGUUAUAUGAAAAACUGUUGACAGCAGUAGAAGAGACAAGUACUUUUGGACUUGAGUGAUACACAAACCACAGUGCCCAGCUCAUUGGACUUUUGUGGAUCUGUCUUCUCAAGGAAUGAAUGAACUUUUGUAUUGGAUUUCCUAGAGGAAAAUUGUUUCAUGGUGCAAUUCAAAUAAUGAGGUUCCACGAAGGAGCUUGUGAAGCAAUUAAAAAGCAUUGUGGUAGUGGCAGAAUUAUCAACAGUGAAACUAGAGUGUGCCUGGUGUGCAGGGAAAGCCAAGUCUUGCAAUCCAUGGGUUUUUGGGAUGGCUACACUUCUUAAGUUUAUGUUCUGAGCAAACCAGAAACGUGAUGCCAUGUUGUGAUCCAUCUGGCUACUGCAAAACUCACAUGUACCCGAGGACUGGAUUUCAUCAAAGUUGUUGAAUAGAAUAUUCAAGUCAAAAUGUGAAAUCAUUCAGUCCCUUACCUACCCAGUAAAUUAUAAAAAAAGCAUACAGCUGAACUUUUAUAAAUUCCUUUUUUUUUUUUUUAAUUCAUGAAGGUACAUUACUUUAUGCCAUAUGUUAUAACAGCAUAUCCAACACUUGCUUUACCUAAGACUACGAGUGCCUGCAUGGGGAACACCAUAGAGCUCAAGUUCCUGAGGCAGAAGUGGGUUGGAAGGAAAAUCACCAACAAAGGAUGUAACAACGGCUUGUGCAUUGAGGAGGUUUGUGGAAAUGGGUUUGCCAGUGGUGUGUAUGACAAAAUAUGAGCUGUUACAAUGAACUUAAUAACUUAAUAAGACUGAUUUUGUGCUUUAUACUGCAUGGAAACUAUUUUAAGAAGAAACUAGCAAUUUAUCACAGCAUAUCAGGAAAAAAACCCUAACACAGUGACUUCUGUUUAUUUUUAUAGGUUCGUUAUAUUAUGUUUCUUAGAGUGUAAACAGGAAACAAGCAAACAAAAGUGUUAUUUCUGUUUUGUCACUUUCCAUGCUUGAACAGACAUUCUGCUAGUGUUUAUUCUUUAAGCACUCUCCAGGGAAAAAAAUGCCUUUUAUUUUUAUAAGAGUAAAAAAACUCCCGAAAAUAUUUUGCACUGAAUGUACCAAAGUUGAAGGGACAUUAUGAUCUGACUGAUAGCAAAUUGUAUCACUAUCAAAUAUCUAUAAAAAUGCUUAGGAACCAGGCUUUCUUCACAGUGCCAUGUCUAUAGAUAUCAGGACUGUGCACAUAAGUAAUAAUUUUAUAAUACUACAUGUGAUAUUGUAAUAUGCAUUUAUUUUAAAUGCAUCUGGGUCAUUUUUCAUGCAUUGGAUAACUUAAUGCAGUGGAAUUUAAUACAGAUAUUUCAUAUGCUCCCCACAACUUUUUAUUUGUACAGCACUGUAAAACACUAGCUCAUUUGGAAAACCACGAAUAACUUCUUUAAGGUGAGCCACUGGUCAUAAUGCCACUGUCCUGUAUCAGUGAACACCUACAAGAUGUAACCUGUUCGUAGUAUCCAAGCUUGCAUUUUCACUGGUAAAUAGUUUUCUUAUCCAAUGUUAUUUGAAGCAGUUUCUAUGGCAUAUCAAACACUGCAUGGACAUCGAUUUCUUUAUGCUUAGUUUUGCUGAAAUACACGAGGCUUGCUGGCUUCUAUUUUUGGUACUUUUCCUCCAGAUGGUCUUGUGGAACACUUGUGCAGCUGUGCCCCAUUGCUCGCGCAGCUGCCGUCACGCGCCGCGUCCACCGCAUUUUGGAAUGGCAGGAGUUGUGCUCUGUUACUGGAUGGCAAGAACGCAAAUCCAGCUCUGUGCUAGCCCUUUUGGUAGUGCUGCAGCACAGCAAGCCCUGUUCUGUGGGAAAAGUAGCUUUUGGAGUAACCUUCUGGCUUUGGAGGCUCUUGAAGGGGCAUCUGAGGGAGGUGUCCUGCUUGUUCUGGUGGGAGGUUUGUUCCAGCAGAGAUGGAAGAUGUCGUCAGCAGAGACUGCCAGUCCCCCUCCGAGGCAGAAGGCAGCUGCAGCUGUGGUGGUGACUGAGAAAACCCUCCAGACUCACUGAGGAAAUGCCACAUGUGCAAAGGAAAAGCAAAAUCAGGGCGAGAGCAUUCUUUUCUUUCAAGAAUAAUUGAGCUUCUGCAUGACAUCUGGGACUCUCUUAAGUAACUUAGGUUUUCUUAGGCUACUUCUGGCUGGUAUGAAGUAGCAAAGAAAAAUCCAAACACAUCGCCCUCUUUCUACGUGUAUGUUUAUCAGUCUGCUAAGAUUGCAUGUCACGGGUCCUAAUGCACAUCUCUCUUCAGAACAUGAAUGAGCAGUAGGCAAACUGACUUUUCAGCAGGUCACUCCAGCAUGGCUCAUGUUUCAUGGGAUCCAGUCACUGAGUAGCUAAAAUUCUGGCACUCGGAGCAGAAUGCAACUUCUGAUUGGUUGAAGGACUACAGAAUUUUCAUUUUACAAUACUGUGUUAUCUGUGGUCUUUAAAAAAGAGAUUUCCCAGGUGGAAACUGUAUCUACAAGUUUUGAACCAGAUACUCUUUGGAAUGAAAAGUUUAAAUAUUUGGCACAAAGUAAGUUUAUACUAGUUUGCCUUUUAAGUUAUGCUUUUGUACAAAACUAAAACAAUAAAUGCAUCUUGUCAAUUUUUAUUUAAAUAUAUCUACUGCACCCAUUUGUUCUGUAUUUAUGCAUGUAAAAAUAAUUGAAAUCAGCCAUGAUAAUCCAGUAUUCUGUGAAGAUGUGACAGGGUCAUGAGUGUGGGGCAGCUGUCAGUUAGAAAAUAGAUAAAUAUUAAAAAAAAUCCAGAAUUUUUGUAGCACUAAAGCCAAGAGAGACUAAGGAGAAGUUGCUGCUUCCUCCUGUGCUGCCAACAUCCCCUGGGGGACUCCAGAAAAGUGCUGUGGGAAGGCUGAGGUGUCAGCUGGGUAUAGCUCCCCGUGCUGCCUGGAGCACUUGGCUUUUUGUGACCUGUAAGGGAUGCUGCUGCUCUAAGGGAUUAGCAAGGAGGGAGCAGAGGAGAGGAAGCCUGAGCUUAGUCAGAUACCCACAUCUCCUGGCAACUGCUUGGAAUGUUCUCCCUUUGGAGAAGCCAUUCCCAUUAAAUGUGUCCCAAGGGAAAGCCAGCUUUCAUGUCCUGCAGCUUGGCUGCAGCAGGCAACCACAGUGCCAUUGCUUGUGACACCGUGUAGCAGGGAUGAGGGUCCACACAGAGCAAGGCUGGGGAGCCUUUCCACAGCUCUGUAUCUCCUCAGAGCUUUUCCAGAUGGUGCUAAGGAGCUUUGCAUUUAGGAAGGAAAAAAGUUGACAGAAGAAUCCCUUCAGCCAGUGACAACUCAUAUUAACUUAACCUGCAGCAUCUUCAUCACAGAGGCUGGCAGGGGACAUCCCUGCAGGAAUGAGUCAGGUGCCCAUGUUUCCUGCCCUGCUGGGAAGUGGAGCCACACAUCAGCAGUCAGAAAGCAGCUCCCAGGUCACUCAGCCUGGGCAGGCUGGCAGCAGAGUGGCCUCUGUGCCCCACAUGCCAGGGCAGGACCCCUCUGCCCAGGUCCCAGCAUCCCAGCCCAGCAGUGGUGUGCUUUGCUCACCUGGCACUGCUGGCAGUGAGGUUACAGCCAGAACACUCCUCAAUACACCCCAACAACUUGGAAUCAAUGAAGUUGUGCAGUGUGGCACCUGCUGUAGCAGUCACCAUUGAGAGGCUGUGAGCCAGCAGCAGUGAGGGGAGUGGUGCCUUUGCCCACAGCAGCAGGGCACAGCCAUCUGCCACCUCUGUCUAACUGCCAGCAGUGCCUGGCAAGGUGGGACAGGAAAGCCUUUCAAUCCAGACCUUCUUUCCCACCCACUCCCUGCCUGCUGUUUUUCCUUGGUAUUCAUCAAAUAUUUGCCUCCUUUUUCUUUUAAACAUCAUUUUCAUUCUCCCGUACUGACCUUACCAUAAAAAAUGCUACCAUGGCUUAGAGUGUAGUGGUGCCCGUGAGCCAGGCAAGGCUGCUCACAGGCACCACAUGAGCUCCACAUGGCAGCAGCCAGCCCCGGGGCACGGCGGGCGGGGAGGAGCUCUAAUCUUCGGGGAAUCGAAAAUCUAGGCAGCAGUGCCCUGGCAGGACAUCACACAGAGCUUCUGCUAGGAGCUGGACUGGCACAGCACCGGACUGGGAGUUUGCUCAGUUUAAAAUUAUAGGAAAGAGAAGAGGUUUGUGGUUUCUUAUGUAUUUUUAAUCCUUAAAGAAAAAGUUAAAAAAAAAAAUUCCUUCUGAAGCAUUUGCAAUGGUAUCAUCUGGUUGUUAAAUGUAAUCUCAGCAGUAUUAAUUGCAGAUGUUUACUGAGUUUCUGCAGUGGUAGCUGCAGAGUUUUAUGGAGCUGCUUGAAGCAGGCUGUCUCUGGACUGAGGGAAUCCCUGUUCACAUCAGGGAAAAUUCAGCAGCUGUGUUUGAAUGGCCAGUGCAAGUUCACUUCCCAUAGCAUAAAGCAAGUUACUUCUUUUCAGUGAAUGAAACUACCUGCAUUAAAUUAUACUAAUAGUAUUGUUUUCCUGCCACUUUUUUUAUGUGGAGGGUUAAUAUAUUCCUCUUAGCACUAAUGGGAAUUGAGCAGAAGGUUGAUCUCCAGUCAUAAGACUGCAGAUGUAGAUUUCAUCUGCUGUUGCUUCCCCUUCUCAUCCUUUUCUCUCUGGGCAAGCAAUUGAACUCCAAGCAAAAUUUCAGAAGAAUUGCUCAAAGCUGGCUUCUUAAACUGUUUGUGUUUUGGCUCAAUUAUGUGCUAUAAAACAGAACUGCAGAAAUGCUAUGGGUUGACUGGUUCAUCAGUUUAAGUAAAAAAUUCUCUACGACUUUAUUAGUGCAAUGACAGUGGCUGCUGUUGGACUAGUUUAACCUUUUGCUAAAUGUUUUACAGCAAAAAAUUGUUGGAGGUUGAAUUUGAAAUUACUUAUUUGCUGGAAAACUAAAUAUAUGUUAGGUAAAUAGCAGAGGAAAAGAAUAAUUUUACUGUAAAGGCAGCAUAACCCACUGCAGUUAGCAAUAUGCAGAAUUGCAAUGCUAACCCUCCAAACAGAAUUUUCACAAUGAAAGAUGGUUUAUAUUUUGCAUGUCUUCCAAAUAGACCAUGAACUUCAUAGUGCUUCUAUUCAGAUUUAGACUGACUAAUUUUGGCAUUAGGCUACUACUAUUUGGGAUGUUUAUUGCUAUGAAAUGUUUUUUACUUAAACAUUUGUAGUAUUUUUACUAAGUAUUUUCCUUUAGGACUUUACUUCAUAGGUUUUGCUCAGAGCCAUAUUAUGCUGUAGGUAUUUUAAGGUAAAAUCAUGAUUAUUUGAUAAUUCUGUUUUGUAUGACUGACCUUCUGGCCACUGUUUAGAAAGGUUCCUCCUGAUUUUUGGUAAAAGGAUGACAGUCAAGGACUCCUGGAAUGGUUACAAUCCAUUGAAGUGUCUGUAUGUAUUCUAAAUGCAUUUAAAAAUACCUCCUGAGGACUGUGUGAAAUAGUUGCCACACUCAUGGAUUAGCCCCUUUCUAAGUCAGUAUUUCAAAAUUUGAACUUGAUUUCUUUCAGAUUACAUUGCAGAUUAAUGAUACUAAAAUUUUAACUAGAGAUGUAUUCUGACAAAUUUCUCCAAGCUCUGAUGGGUGUGAAAGGGAGCCGAGCUCUGCUGCUCUCAAUCCUUUCACCCCUUUAAAAACUUCUGAAUAAUGAAACUUUUACUUUUGGGUUUCAGUUGUUUCUUGUUUUCAGAACUUUGAGAAGCUUCUCAUUCAGCCUGUGUUAGAAAAAGCCUUGCCUACUUUGAGGCUUUUGUUAAGCACUCAGGAGGUAUGUUGUUCAACUAAUUUAACAUCCUUUUGUGCUGACAUCAAUUAGCUUUUAAAUGUACAGACCUACAGAACUCCACAGGACUCUGGUCUCCCUUAUUUUGGGCUGCCUUCCAAAGCCAUCCAUCCUGUCCCUUUUGAUUGCACAUAAUCCUACAAUCACCCAGAGACAAUUGCUGACCACCUACACUGACUGGAGCUGUAGUAUCACAGUAAGACUCUGGGUUUGGGUUUGCUUUCAAAAGCAGCUCCCUCAGUCCAGAGUCGACAGGAUGACUGUUACUCUGACAUCAAGACUGAGCUGUUCAAUAAAAAUAGUCAUAAAAGUGCUUUUGAAAAUAGUUGAUUAGAUAUCCAAGGGUAAAAUGUCUUUCGGUUUUGGUUUUGCAAAAUUAAUGAGGCAGGGGAUUUUGCUUGCAAUGUUUUAUAUUGCCAGAAUUUGUGGGUCCCAUGGGCUGCCCCAGGCUGUUGGCCAGGUGGGUGCAGAGCCUUUGCAGUGAGGCAGGUGAUGCUGAUCCAGAAAUCACAGCAGCAGGAGAUCUGUUCCUGUAGUGAGGUCUGUGCCUUCCACAGCUGGAGGCUUCCUCAUGCAGCCCUUGAGCUGGAUUUGUCCCAAAAGCUGGUUGGAUCUGUGAUGCCUGCUACUUGCAAUACAAGCAGCUCGUGACACACUCCACUGACUAUCCAACAUCUUUCAUUUUAAACGAGGAUUGCAUUUCUCAUAGUUAGAAAUGCCCAUCCAGCAGGAUAAGGUCAAUAAAAGAGGAUUUUGCUGAGACAUCAUAUUUGGUUGCCAUGCUGACUGCAGUCAGUCGUUGGAGCUCACUAAUUUUAAAGUAGAUUACUGUAUGAAUAAGAAAAUAAAUCCCAGAAGCCUCAUAAAUAAUUCUAAG